Molecule: messenger RNA, 2440 nt
Organism: Protobothrops mucrosquamatus (brown spotted pit viper)
Lineage: Eukaryota; Metazoa; Chordata; Lepidosauria; Squamata; Viperidae
Gene: MIPOL1
Product: mirror-image polydactyly 1
Exons: 9
Coding region: 1214-2440 (408 amino acids)
Source: RefSeq, a predicted model, not a curated record
CCUGGCACUGUGCCAAAUAGAGCCUCAAAUUAAUCUGAGGACUGUGUCAAGAUUCAAAAAGUUGUUGAAAAGAUGGGAUAUGGGGCAAAUCCCAGCAAGGUGAAUUUUCACAGAGGCAUACAUGUGCAGACUUACAUUUCAGUAGGAAAAAUCGAAGGCAUGAAUAUAGGCUAAAGGAGAACACACUGAGCAAUGCUACACAUGAUAGGAAUCUGAAUAUUCUGAUAGAUCAUAUGGUGAAUGUGAACCAAUAGGGUGAAGCACCUGACAAAAGCAGUCCUAUUUUUUUUAAUGAGAGAAAUAAAAUACCAAGGUUAAGAAAAGUAAUUAUUUUCUGUUCUGCAUAAGUCAGAAUAAGACUGUUGCACCUAGUUUCACAUUUUAGGAAGGGCAUUGGCAAACUAUAGCAUGUUCAGUGGAGAGCAAUCAAAAUGACAAGAGACCCAGAAGAACAGUGUAUGAAAAAUUGUUGGAUGUAUAGGUAUUUUUAACCAGAAGAAAAGAUUGCAAGGAAUUGUGACAAUUAUUUUCGUGUAUCAGAAUGGCCAUCAUGUAAAGAUAGGGGAGAAUUGUUCAGUUGUUCUAAAUCCUGGGUAAGAAACAAGGGAAUUUAAAUAUGGAAGUAUAUUUAAAUUUGCAGAUAAUACAAAAUUGGGCAGGGUAUCUAAUAACCUAGAAGAGGGAAGUAACACUGAAAGCUAUAUUAUAGGUCAGAGACAUGGGCUGAAAAUAACUAAAUAAAAUUUAAGGGAGAUAUGCAAAUUUCUUCACUUAGGAAAUAGAAAUAAAAGUUGGCAGGUAAAAUGUCUGAGAAUGUGUGGGCACCUGGUUGGAUAAUAACAUGUAUGAAAAGAAUAUUAGAGCACAGUUGAUCACAAGCUGAACAUGAAUUAGCUAUGGCCCAUGGCUGCUAAAAUGGCUAUUCACAACCAGAUCAUGUUCCAAAUCCAUUUCACACAAUCUCCACCAGGAUGGCCAAACUUAGUGGAUUAUGGGAAUUCUUCUAAAGCUCCUUUUCUCUGCAGUUUAGUUGCAUACAUGCAGUAAUUCUGGGUCUGGAUUUUUAUUAAACUAUCAUUAAAAUGUUCUUGGUUAUACUUUAUAUUUUCAAUCAGAAGAAGCAUUAUUAUAUUGUGUUUUGUACUUAAUUGUUUUUAUAUGAUCUUUAAUUAAAAAGUAAUAUGUUGCUAUCUUCCAAAUAGGAACCUUUAAUAUGGAGCAGAAUUCUGAACAAAAGAAGGAUGUCUCUUUUUCUGGUUGCCUGAGUUUUCCAAAUUCUCCAGCAAGAUUGCAGCCUACAAGACACUCGGCCAUUUGGACAAACAAAGAAAUAGUCAACUUUUCAGAUCAACCCAUAACCAACUUAAAUGUUAUACAAACAGAAUAUGCUAAGACUUUGCAUUUAAAGAAUAUUGCUGUGCCUGACAAUGAUGAAAGGAUAAGUACUUCUACUGAAAAACAAGAAGAAAAAGUCAACUCUACAACUGCUAAAGUAGAUAAAGAAAAGAACAUUGCAUUUCUUUUAAAUGAAUUGGAUGUUCUAAGGGCAAACAAUAAGAAGCUUCAGGAUCAACUGUGUGAAAAAGACAAGGAACUGAAGACACUAAAGCUGGACUUAGAGCUACACAAGAGUGUAGCGGAAGCUAAGAUUGCAGAAACGGCUGCAGCUGUGGUAGAAGAAAUUCAUUCCGCACAACACGAACAUGAUGAAGCCAUCAUGGCUAGACUGAAGUUGGCCAGUGAAGAGAGAAAUGAUGCAUGUAAACAAGUAAGGCUACUGGAACAACCUCUUGAAACGCUAGAAAAUAUUAACCCUGAAGAAAAUGACAUGACAUUACAGGAAUUACUGAACAGAAUAAACAAUGCAGACACCGGUAUGGCGAUAUGGAAGACAGGAGCUAUAAUUGUCGAUCGCAUAUACAGGACCCAGAAACAGAAAAAGAAAAUAACAGCUGAAGAAAUGAAUGCAUUGAUAGAAGAGAGAGAUGCUGCACUGGUUCAAUGCAAACGGCUGGAGCAGGAGCUUCAUCAUAUGAAAGAGCAGAACCAGACUUCUGCAAACAACCCUAGACAUCUGACUGCUAAAAACAAUCAAGAACGUGCUCUGAAGGAAAAAUUGCUUGCUAUGCAACAAGAGAGAGAAGCUGCCAUUCAUCAGUAUAAAAGUCUAGAAGAAGAACUGCAGACUCUUCGUAUUUAUUACAGUUUGCAUCAAGCUCUAUCCCAAGAAGCAAAUCUUAAGGAUCAGUUCAAUUCCACACUUAUAACAUAUGAAAAAGCUUUGAAAAAUAAAGAUGAUAUUGUCUCCAUGCUCCUUCUUCAAAAUGAGGAGCUGGUAACUCAGCUCCAGCAAAUGGCAGCAGAGAAAACAAGUAUAGAAUUAAAAUUUCAGCAAGCUUCAGAUGCUUUGCAAGAGACCACUGAAAAACUUCAAAAGUAA